Molecule: messenger RNA, 1273 nt
Organism: Portunus trituberculatus (swimming crab)
Lineage: Eukaryota; Metazoa; Arthropoda; Malacostraca; Decapoda; Portunidae
Exons: 4
Coding region: 276-1229 (317 amino acids)
Source: RefSeq, a predicted model, not a curated record
GCUCGCUAUUAAAACUAUCGGCCGCUUUCUUAAACAUCUAAAAAUUCGUUUCGUAGGUCAGCACACCACUGUGGUGUGGUAGCACCCGAAACCUAAGUUUUGAUUUCUUAAACGCUGGCGCACCGACCCGUGUGUUGUUAGGUAGACAACGAUACUCGUACUCUAGCAUCCCAUACAAAUGCGGACGAUUCGCAAGUGUUGGUACCCCUCCUCGUAGAAGAUUGGCAGGCCUGUGUAUCAGCUGAUGUAAACAAAGCGCCAUUUUCAAACAGUUCAUGCUGGAGUGUACACGCUUCUCGCAGCUCAACACCACCAUGGCUACCAGGGACCUAAAAGGCACACCACUCUCUUACGCCCAGAAGUUGUAUCUCGUGAGACAAAUUAGAGAUCACCCUGUGGUACACACGAAACCUUCAAACUACACUAGUAUACUGGAGAGAAAAGCCGCGUGGGAGACAAUAACUAAGAACUUCAAUGUAUGUUUCUCCACGGCGGAGCCCAAGAAUACUCAUCAGCUGAAGAAGACUUGGGAGUACUUAAAGAAUAAAGUGAAGAAGGAUCACAGCAGGUACAUCCGGGAAACCCAUCAGACUGGUGGUGGGCCACCACCAGCCCCACCAAAACCAGCUGAUGAGGUAACGCUGAUUGUACAGCUGAUCCUUAAUAAUAGGCUGCCAGUACCUGACGACAUCUUUGAUAGUGAAUUUGUAGAAGCAUGCGUACUGGCCCGACUCAAUUCCACAGCACUGGAAUGUGCUGACACACCUGAAGCUGCAGGACAGCAGCCAGCACAAGAUCUGGUCUUGGACAACCCUGGCAGUCCACUUAUCAUCAGGAGUGAGGACUGUGAACUUAUAGAUGCGGAAGAUGAUGUGGACCUCCCAGGUGCUAGAACCUCCGCUCAUCCUGUACUAAAAAAAGGCACCUGCUCUGCUCGCAGCAGUAGUGCCACAGCUGCCACCCAAAACCAGUCCUUCACAGGACGAAAGAGGAAGGCAGCAGAAAGCAAAUCUGCUGCUUAUGGCAGGUGUGCCAAGCAGCAGAAACACUUUCGUGAUGAACUGGCCUCAACAUUUGAGGCCCUUGCUGCAAAAGUGGCGACAACGCUGGACAGCGUAGCUUCUGCUGCCGAUAAAAUUGGGUCGGCGGCAGACAGAAUGGCAUCUGCUGCAGAGAGAAUUGCUGCAGCCCUUGAAAGGGUAGCUGGUAUACACCAACCACUACCAUAAGGUACCACUGAAGAAAAUAAAAAUAAAGAAUAACUUGAAGUGUA